Molecule: messenger RNA, 2421 nt
Organism: Bicyclus anynana (squinting bush brown)
Lineage: Eukaryota; Metazoa; Arthropoda; Insecta; Lepidoptera; Nymphalidae
Product: endoribonuclease CG2145
Exons: 7
Coding region: 269-1906 (545 amino acids)
Molecular function (GO): RNA endonuclease activity
Source: RefSeq, a predicted model, not a curated record
UCUGGCCAUUGACGUAAGAUUGAGGUCAUUCUUUACGCUUAUGUUAAAGAAUGAUUGGUCGGCAACAGGCGUUCAUUUUCAUUCGCAUGUACGAUUUUGUACCAAAGAGUAAAUUAAUUUAUUGUUUUGUACAUAGCAAAACAUCGUAUUAAACCAACGUAUAGUUCAUGUUUUACAAAAAGUAAACAAAUUAAGACAUAUACACAACUUUUAAUAUUGUUAGGUAGUGACUCUUAAACUUUAAAGUGAAAUUAUUCGAAAGUGAACUAUGGAAAGUAACAAAUUAUUAAUAUUCACUAUAAUAUUUCUUCUGGAUAUAGGCACAAGUCAUCCUAAACGAUAUAAUCCUAGCAGUGAUUUUUUACUACAUGAAGCUGGCGGCGUUGCACCUAAUUUAAAAAAUGAUUAUGCAGCCCAAUUUCCAAGUUUGCCAUCGGCGAACCCCAGUCCUAACGUUAAUGUUAAUUCGGCCAUUACGACAAAACCACAAUCAUCUGGUAAGAGGGAUUAUGUCGCCCCUCAACGGAGUACAAACAGUCCUACAUCAUCAACACCGUCUAAGCCUACAGCUUUAGUGACUAAUCCCACAUCACCGAAUUCGCCUAAAAGAGAUUAUGUAGCUCCUCAGUGGCCUACAUUAAAACCAGUAGGAUCAACACAAAAACAAGGAAAUGCGUGGACAACUCCAAUGCCAUCUACUGCACCUAAAAGAGAUUAUGUCGCACCCAAUUUUCCAUCCAUGAAACAAGAAAAUAAUCAAAACGCAGGAAAAGUGAAAGAUCUUAUUAAUUUUUAUGAUAGUAAAUCACCUUCUGGAACGACAUCUCGUCCAAGUUACAGUUCUAUUUUAAACGGACAGAAAGAUAACCAAAUUCCAAGUUCAAAAGCAACUCAAUCUCCAGGAAAUACUCCUAAACCACUUAGCUUUAGCUCUGUCGCAUCAGGCCCAAAAAAUCCUAAUUCUGGUGUACCUCUUACGACUAUAACUACUCCAAGAACCUCUAGUAAGCCGUCAUACUCAAAUCGAAAUCAAUUCAACAAUCGUCCAUCAAGUCCUGUUUUACCCAGCUCUUUAGCGAAUAACAAUCAAGUUACAAACUCAAACGAACCAACCGAUACGGAAUUACAAACUGUCAGUGAAGAGCUUCUGCGAAAAGAUGUUAAUAAUGCAGCUAGAUAUAUAACAGUCAAUUAUCAAACAAAAACUACAUCACAGUCUAAGGACGAUAAAGCUCCAUCACCAUUACUUGUUAUUUCGCCAGACGUAUGGAAUAUUCCGACAGUUCAGCAGUUUUUGCCGCUAUUAGACAACUAUGAAAGGGAUACCUUAAUUAACGAGCACGUUACACCCCAAGAAAGAACUGAAGAAAACAACUUCAUAGAUGCAAUAAUGGCUACGAGUGUAAUUCGUCAUUUAAUGAACUUUUUAAAAGACAAAGGCUACGUUUCACCAGAUCCUAAACAACAAAGAGAUUUUCUGAAGCAAAUUUGGUUUGGUUUGUAUUCCAGAGGUAAAGGUAAAAUUAGUAGCUCUGGAUUCGAACAUAUAUUUGUGUCAGAGCUCAAAAAUGGAGAAGUCUCAGGAUUGCAUAACUGGCUAUAUUUCUCCAAAGAAGAAGUAGCUAAUCGAAUUAAUUAUUUGGGUUACUUAAAAUAUGUCGAGUUUAAUGAUAAAGGAGCUGUAAUUAAAAUGCAUUUCAAUCAGCAAGGAGUGGAUAAGCCCGUUGACACAAUGUUCAUUGGAACAUCACCCGAAUUAGAGAUAGCAAUUUACACUUUAUGUUAUGUUACUCGUGUUGGCAACGACUGCAAACUUAAACUUGGAAACAAAGAUGUAGAAAUAGUUACUCAUAACUUUAGAUACCGUAGCAAAAAUUAUAUUGGUAGUGCUUACCCUCAGAUAUAAAAUUAGCGCACUUUAAUGUUUCAAAAUAAUUUAUAUAGGUGAUAAAUUUUCUUUUUUCAGCUUCAUUUAGUUACCAUUUUUUCAUGUUUUUAUUUAGUAAACACCUACGAGUAGGUAUAUGCAAAUUUUACUACAGUACAUUUAAUGCUAUAUUUUUGGGGUAGAUAUUUGGAGCGCGAGAUCUAUUCUGUAUCGAUUUUGACGUAGGUUUUACAGGUGUUUAUUAUAUACUUGUUGUCUCCGAUUCUCCGCUCCGGUAUAUCAAACUUAGACUAAUCACAUAAGGAUCUGCCUCUAGACGUUAUUUUUCUAUCAAAGUUUGUGAUCAACGAUCUAAUGCGAUUAUAAAAACUGUCAAGAAUCGAUGUUUCAUACGAUUACAAAAGCGUGUUCGUCGGUUAAAGAGUUCCGUACAAAUACCUUUUAUGACAUAUAAUUUACCUACUCUGUAUUUUCUUUAAAAAAAUACAUAUAGCACCUACUCAUUUAUAAUAAAAUAAUACUCAAUUUUUAAA